CGCUUCCUCACAUCACUUGUAACCCUAGAGAUAUCGAUUCGUUGGUCCUGCGCAGGCAAGAUGAGAUCGAUGCAGGCAUGAAGGUGGUCAUCAUGAUCAUACUGUUGCAUUUCAGUCUUCAUCGUUAACGUCUUCCCGGAAGCAGAGGUACUCCCUCUCUUGCGACCACCAUGCCGCCGACCCCAAAUCCACGCAUCUCGUCUCUCGACUUCGACACCCACCGCAGGCGCAGGCGCCCGUCGGGGGGCUCCCAUCCCAGCAUCGGAGACGAUGACUUUGACUUCAUGGGCCAAGUUGCGGCCGAGAUCAUCGAACGAGACCGCAUCAAGAUGCGCAGGGAGGUCAUCCGGGUCCUCAGCUUCGUCUGCGCGGUACUGAACUGUCUAUGUGCCGGGUCGAUAACCUCCUUCUCUCUCUACGGCGCCCGUUUCCUCACCGACUUGCGUUAUACGCAGUUCCAGGUCAACGCCGUGUCCAUAACUGCCGAGUUGGCCAUGUACCUGCCGGUCCCCCUGUUCGGCUACCUCUGCGACCGGUACUCGCCUCCACCGCUGUCGUUGCUCUCUUCUCUACUGUUCGGCUUCGGCUAUCUUUUGGCUGCGUACACCUACAAAUCCGGCCCGCUUGCAGAUGCUUCAAGAGACGAACACGGAUGGCCGUUUGGCGUCAUGAUCGUGGCCUUUAUCGGCAUCGGCGCAGGCACAAGUUGCAUGUACCUUUGUGCGGUCGCAACCUGCGCAAAGAAUUUUGCGACGGCCAAGUACAGAGGCUUCAUGCUUGCGGUGCCUAUCGCAGCGUUUGGUCUCAGUGGCAUGUGGCAGAGUCAAGUCGGCGCACACCUGCUGUAUCAAAGGCUUCCCAACGGUGGCAAAGGUGAAGUCGAUGUAUUCAGGUACUUUGUCUUCCUCGCUGGGACACUCAUUGGUGUUGGCCUGCUCGGCACUCUCGGUCUACAGAUCGUCGAUGAGGAAGAACUGAUCGACCACGGUGUUGAUGUCCUCGAGCGCAGCGGGCUACUAGAGGAGAGCGAGUUUUUCCGUGACUCUGAAGCCUCUACACCCGUAAACUAUGGCUCUAUUUCUCGUGCUCGCACUGGUUCAGGUAGCGCCACGCCCUCUGACACUGACUCCGAGGCAGAGGUCGACCUGUCAGAAUCUCAACUUCUCAAACGCCGUGAACAAGAACACCGGCUCCGCAAGAAGAAAUACUGGCUCCUCAACCAUGCGACACACACUUUCCUCACUGAUCGGACGAUGUGGCUACUGGCUGCGGGUUUCUUUUUGAUCACAGGACCAGGUGAAGCUUACAUUAACAACCUGGGCACCAUCAUCCCCACCCUCACGCCCAAACGAUACUUUGACACUACCAGCCCUCCUGCAGGCCAUGCAUCCACUCAUGUGAGCAUUAUCGCCCUCGCAAGCACAUUCGCUCGUCUCUUCACGGGGUCAUUGUCGGACCUCUUCGCGCCUCCAAGCCAGCCCGAGAAUCCGCCCACGGCACGAUUUCGAUUCAGUCGUCUUGUGCUGCUCCUUCCCAGCGCAGUUGUGCUCUUGCUGGCCUUCCUCAACCUCGGUCUCCCAUUCCUGACGCCUUCUGUGCCAGAGCUCUUUUUGCUCUCCAGUGCGUUUCUGGGAAUCGGCUAUGGCGCAUGUUUCAGUCUCGUCCCGAUCAUCAUCAGCGUCGUUUGGGGCGCCGAGAAUUUCGCCACGAACUGGGGCGUGGUGGCCAUGAUGCCUGCCGGUGGUGCGGCGGUGUGGAGUCUAGUCUACAGCGCCGGCUACUCGAGAGCUUCUACUGGUACUGGGCCCGGUGACGGACGCGAGGGUGAGUGCCUAGGGUACUCUUGCUUCGCGGGCUGGGCGUGGGGCUGCGCAGGCAGUGUCGUUGCGGCGAUUGUCCUCUGGAGCUUUGCCUGGCGUACGUGGAAGAAGCGCAACGUGAUUGUCUAGGAGGCAAAUGCGACGAAGAGGACGAAUAGUGAGGGAGAUGAAGAAGUAGAGAUUGACGUCCGAGUACGGGUUACUUUACCUCGCGAAGAAGGGUCAGGACGGAGGAGGAAGACCCAGAAGAGCAGUGAGAGGAACAUUCCUUGUGAUGUGCAUAUUCGCGUGCAUUGACCGACGUCGGCAAGGAAGGAGGUAUAGAGGUAGAACGGAAGAAGCACGAGGAGGAGUCUUGAAAGUGCUCUGGUCGGUUGUUUUUGGUUGAAACGGUUCUCGCGUUUCUCGAGUGGGUGUUUGGGUAUAUUUGGCUUGGGCUCGUUCACGGUCAUGGCGACGGCGUUUCUUGUGUUCAGCAUUACUCAUUCAAGUAUCACGACGGGCCACCGCACAAGUAGCCGGCCAGUUUUCGGGAUGCGAAAGCUGCUACUUCUCCUUUGUCCCAUAUCCGUAGUCCAAACAAUACAGACGGAAAAAUAAAAGAAGCACAAGCAAGCAACAAGUAACAAGCAAGGGACAACAACGAGUACGGAUGAUGGUGGACGCUUCAGUUCUUUCUCUCUCAUUGUCC
This is a messenger RNA of Exophiala oligosperma, 2511 nucleotides long. RefSeq lists its product as uncharacterized. NCBI's taxonomy places the organism in Eukaryota, Fungi, Ascomycota, Eurotiomycetes, Chaetothyriales, Herpotrichiellaceae. The record is from RefSeq and is a predicted model, not a curated record. The transcript has 2 exons. Gene Ontology annotation, biological process: transmembrane transport. Gene Ontology annotation, cellular component: membrane. Gene Ontology annotation, molecular function: transmembrane transporter activity. Bases 171 to 1949 code for a protein of 592 amino acids.